This is a messenger RNA of Gaeumannomyces tritici R3-111a-1, 1566 nucleotides long. RefSeq lists its product as hypothetical. The coding region runs from base 168 to 707 and encodes 179 amino acids. The record is from RefSeq and is a predicted model, not a curated record. The transcript has 2 exons. NCBI's taxonomy places the organism in Eukaryota, Fungi, Ascomycota, Sordariomycetes, Magnaporthales, Magnaporthaceae.
UUGCUAUUGAUCUUCAUCCCACAUCAAGCAGGCUCUCUCUCACUCUCUUCCACUCUACCUUCUUUUUUGAGUUGAUCUCAACCUUUUGCCAAGUUCUGUGAACUUUUCCAUUCUCUCAGCUCUUUACCAUUCCUCUUUUUUAAUCCCUUUACCUCUUCAUCGUCAAUAUGAAGGUUACCACCUGCAUCGCUAUGAUCCUGGCUGCGGCCACCUCCGCUGCUGCCCUGCCCAUGGCGCAGCCCAUUGGCAGCACCAGCACCGCUCUCCAAACCCGCCAAAACCGCAACAACCAGAACAACCAGAACAACCAGAACAACAACAACGGCAACGGCAACAACAACAACAACAACAACGGCGGCGGCAACAACAACGCUGGUGGCGCCGCCGGUGGCGCUGCCGGUGGCGCCGCCGGCGGAGCCGCCAACUUCGGAACCUGCGUCCCUACCAUCGAGUUCGCCCUGGGCCGGCCCGGCCGCCAGGCGAACCAGGGCACGUUCCUGCCCGUGGACCCGGCCAUCCUGCGCGGCCAGUCCGACGCCCUGGCGCCCGGCAUCAUCAUGAACCGCGUGUGCGAUCAGCUCAACUCGCGGACCUGCGGCGCCAACCAGGCCGCCAUCCAGCAGUGCCUGUCCGCAAAGGCCCAGGUCGAGGCCGCCGGCACCAGGGACGCAACAACCGCGACCCUGUUUAACAGCUUGGUCCAGUAAUGUUCUUGGAGGGGUUGUUCUUUCGACACGUUGCAGGAUUUUAUGAUCUGUUUUGUUUCUCCUCGCUGGAGCCUGUUUCUUGCGAUGUUUUGGGCGGGGUUGCGUCUGCUUUAGCUCCAUGGUGUAUGCUCCUUGGAGAGGCAUGGGCCGACACAAAGUGUCUUUCUAGGAUCAUGAGAGAGAAAGAAGAUAUUUUGCUGUCGACAGUGUGUUCAUUUUUCUUGCUUGAAUGUGCCCCCUAUCUUUGUCCUCGUUCUUUUGAGUGGUGGCCUUCUACACAAGACCUCUGAUCCGGCCAUGGAAAGGGCAGCAAUUCGCCCCAGUUUUUCCACCAGCGAAUUUCUCCGCCAAUAAUCUUGAUAUUGUGUCCUGCAUAUUCCCAUUGUAUUCUCCAUUCUCUCUGGAAUAUCAUCAACCCGUAACCGGACAAAAGAAGGCAGGAAACUUGGACCCGGGAUGCGGAGGCCUCACACGCCGGCAUAAGACGCACUCAGGGCCUCAGGCCCUGUUCGUCACAGGAUAUCUUGGCACCAAGUCUGGGCACGGCACGGCAGCUCGGUUCUGGAACACGCUGCAAAACGCGAUGCAGCCCCUGGCCCAGAUUCUUCGCUCGCCGCGGAGUGAAGAGUCCGGUGCGGGGGGGCCGCAGCGGGAAUUGCCCAGCUUUGCUCUGGGACAUGCUGGAUUAAAUCCGACUCUGCUUAAUCCUAGGUAUUGGAUCGCAGCGCCAACCAAAGAAGACCAAAGAAAAAGAAUGGAGUUGGAUUAAGCUCAAUGUUGAUCUACGAAAGCCAAUUCUGCCAAGCAUCCCAGUAAUCUGCCUAAAUUCGACCGGCGAUCCGCUGUCGUUCAGGGACCC